AUGGCGAAGCGGCGUCCCGGCUCGGCCGGGCGGAGGCAAGGCUGCCGCCGCUGGGAGCCGGAGAAGGGGAAGAGCCUCAGUGGGGCGGGGGAGUCGCAGCGAGGACUCCGAGCAGGGACCCCUGGAGGCUGCGCCCGCCGCUCCGCUCCGGCCCGGGCGCCCAACCGACCUGCCAUGCCGAAUAAAAACAAGAAGGAGAAGGAACCUGCAAAAUUGGGCAAAAGUGGAAAAAGUUGUAAAGAUGGACAAGAUAACCAAGAACAUGAGGUGUCAAACAAAAAAACAAACAGCGCUCCUCCCCCAGCACAGUUAUCUAAAAUCAAAGUACCUGCUCCACAAACUGUACUGAAGAAGGAAAAACGGCAGAGUUCUUCAAGGUUUAAUGUUAGCAAUAACAGAGAACUCCAAAAACUGCCAGCUUUAAAAGAUGUUCCUCCUGCUGAGCAAGAAAAGCUUUUUAUUCAGAAGUUGCGACAAUGUUGUGUUCUUUUUGACUUCGUUUCUGAUCCACUGAGCGACCUAAAGUGGAAGGAAGUAAAGCGAGCUGCUUUAAGUGAAAUGGUAGAGUACAUCACACAUAAUCGCAAUGUGAUCACAGAGCCCAUUUACCCUGAAGUAGUACAUAUGUUUGCAGUUAACAUGUUUCGAACAUUACCACCAUCUUCUAAUCCAACGGGAGCAGAAUUUGAUCCAGAGGAAGAUGAACCAACUCUAGAAGCUGCCUGGCCUCACCUACAGCUUGUUUAUGAAUUUUUCUUAAGAUUUUUAGAAUCUCCAGAUUUCCAACCUAAUGUAGCUAAGAAAUAUAUUGAUCAGAAGUUUGUAUUGCAGCUUUUAGAACUCUUUGAUAGUGAAGAUCCUCGGGAAAGAGAUUUUCUUAAAACUACUCUUCACAGAAUAUAUGGGAAAUUCUUAGGCCUAAGAGCUUACAUCAGGAAACAAAUUAAUAAUAUAUUUUAUAGGUUUAUUUAUGAAACAGAACAUCAUAAUGGCAUAGCAGAAUUACUGGAAAUAUUGGGAAGUAUAAUUAAUGGAUUUGCCUUACCAUUAAAAGAAGAGCACAAAAUUUUCUUAUUGAAGGUGUUAUUACCUUUGCACAAAGUGAAAUCGCUCAGUGUCUACCACCCACAGUUGGCAUACUGUGUAGUUCAAUUUUUAGAAAAGGACAGCACGCUUACUGAACCAGUGGUGAUGGCACUGCUGAAAUACUGGCCAAAGACUCACAGUCCAAAAGAAGUCAUGUUUUUAAAUGAACUAGAGGAAAUUUUAGAUGUCAUUGAACCAUCUGAAUUCGUAAAGGUUAUGGAGCCUCUUUUCAGACAGCUAGCCAAAUGUGUGUCCAGUCCACACUUCCAGGUGGCAGAACGAGCACUAUACUACUGGAAUAAUGAGUACAUUAUGAGUUUAAUCAGUGACAAUGCAGCAAAGAUUUUGCCCAUCAUGUUUCCAUCAUUGUACCGAAAUUCAAAGACACAUUGGAACAAGACAAUACAUGGCUUGAUAUACAAUGCUCUGAAACUCUUCAUGGAGAUGAACCAAAAGCUGUUUGAUGACUGCACACAACAAUUUAAAGCAGAAAAACUGAAAGAGAAGCUAAAAUCGAAGGAAAGAGAAGAAGCAUGGGUUAAAAUAGAAAAUCUAGCCAAAUCAAAUCCCCAGUACCCAACAUAUAGUGACACCAGUUUGCUGAACAGUCCUGUUGCAAUGGAAACAGAUGGGCCUUUAAUUGAAGAUUUACAGAUGCUGAAAAAGACAGUGAAAGAGGAGGCGUGUCAGGCACAGAGAGAUCAGAAAAAGGAUCGUCCUCUUAUGCGACGCAAGUCAGAACUGCCUCAGGAUAUCUACACCAUGAAAGCCUUGGAAUCCCAUUGCAGAGCUGAUGAGCUAAUAUCACAAGAUGGGCAUUAGACUAUUACAGUGAAAUAUUAUUUUGGAGGAAAACUUUUUUCUGGACUCAGUUCUACAGUAGAGAACUUACUUUUUUGUGCCAUACCAAUCAGUUACACAAAAGUCAAAGCUUUCUUCAACCCAGUUCUGUAGGCAAUAAUUUAAUACAGUAUGCAGCUCAAGAUUAGUAGUUCAAACAAUGGUAAAUUACUUGAUUCUAUAUGCAGAACCAUGGGUUGACUAGUAUUAGGUGGCCACAUUUUUCUGGUGGUGUUGUCAAAGUACCAGUUGGUAACAUGCAUAGUUUUAUAGUAGUACUUGAGAAUAACAUUCUGUAAGUUACUUCCACCAAAACUGAGGUCAUUUGAAUGACUGAUAGUUGGUACUAUGAUAACACUGUUUUCAAAAGCAAAAUUAUUUCGGAUUUACAUGUUUUCGGUAUUCACAUUCUUUUGGUAUUACAUGUUUUUCUAAGACUUCUCAACUUUGAAAUUGUUUCCACAUUACUAUUGUUUUGUAAUAUACCAGCAGUUUUGAAAAUAGACAGUUCUUUGCUUUCCUAUUAUAAAAAACAGCUUACAAAAUGGUAACUUCAUGACAAUCCUCAAUCAUGGUUGCUUUCUAAGAGUUCUGUAAAUUGUUUCUUUACUUAGGAUAAAGACAUAUAUAUACCAUGUCCUAGUACUUUACAUGUAUUUAAAGCCAUAUUUUCCAGUCUUUAGUAUGUAAUACAGCACCGGUAUUCCAAAAGUCAGCUGGUAGAAGAAUUUGUUUCCUAAAAUGAAAAUUUAUCUACCUUGACUGGGAAUAAAUUGAAUAUAAAAAUAUUUAUAUUUUGAUUUUCAUUCCUUGUUUUCAGUUUAGUAAAACAUUGUUUCUCCCUUAUCUGAGCUUUUAAUACUCAGCAUUUUUUCCUGGGCUCUAAGAGUUCAAUAUUCUGUGGCAGAUACCAUGAUGUCAUUUAAGUUGCAUUAGUCUUCUCAGACAAACAUUGUUGCCUUUCAGUGAAACACAACACCAAUAGCUUGUAUUAUAAAGUAAAAACAGGUAAAAGAUGUGAGUUUAAGAGCUGAUAACUCAACAGUGACCGUAGUUUUACGUGAAUAUAUUUUUUUGUGUUGUAAAAAGCACAUAUAUUACAAAUACACCUCACAGGUAAAAUGAAAAUGCAUCUGAGUUGCUGAUGAUCUUCAAAUGCUGCUAUAUAUUCCACAAGAUUACUUGCAUGUAAUGAGCUUUUUGUUGUAGAUGGAAAAGCACAGGAGGAAAAUCUCUUUAAACAUAUAGUGCUUUGUCUUCAAUAUUUGAUUUCUCUCAGGGUGGCCAGUAUUUUGACUUACUUAUCCUGCUUAAGAGCUGUUUGAGAUGUGUUCUGCUAUUCUAAAUGGGUGACUAGUUUCUUUUGUCUCUGGCAGUAACAUAAUAUAACUUUAAUGUUUAAUGUCUUGAUGCAUAAAAAGAUAAAAAUGUGGCUUCUUUAAAAAUAGUUCGUUUUAUUUGUUUAAAAAAAGAGGUCUCCUGCAUCCAUAAAAAUAUUGUGCAAAGCAGACAUUCAUAGUAACGUUGUGCAGAUGUAGUGCCUGCUGUCUGUUGGUUGCACUGAAAAUACAAUUUCCAAUAUUAUUACAUUGUCUAUUGGAAAAAAGGUCAUUUUAGUGAGUGGGAAUUAUUGCUAAAAAAAACAAACCUAAAUUGAAAGACCACCUAAAGCUUCAAGUGGAAAAGUCCACUGUGUGUGAAAAACACUUCCUGUUAAACUUGAAAGAGAAUAUGCUUUACCAUUAUGAUAAACUAUAUAAAAACAGUUUAAAGAUGCCUUCUCCUUUUGAGGGAAAAAGGGUGCUUUUUUAAUUGUAUAAAGCAAUGUCUAUGUAUUUUGAUAUACCAUUGUUUGAACUUCCAUCUUUAGCUGGUAAAUUAUCAAAUAAUUUGAUUUUGGGUGUUCAAUAUGUUUGUGCAAGAGGUUUCUGGAAAGAAGUACUCUUAUUUUACCCUAGGAAAAAACCUUGUAUGUCAAUGUUUGAUUGUGUAACGCUCAACGUAUAAGAACAUCUUUUACUGUCUAGAUUUUAUUUCUGUUCUUUACUGAAGAUAAACAUUCACCAAAAAAAGGGGGAGGGGCAAUUUUUUUUUUAAUUAAAGUUUGUCAGAAAUUCACAUUUGAGGUUUGGGGCCACAGAACAUUUGCCUAGACAGUAUUCCAAAAAUUAUCAGCACUGAUUGUUUGGCUUGUUUGUUACCAUCAUUUAUAUAUUUUGUAUAGUCAUAUACUAAACUUCUCUAAAACUACGACAUCCAAAAUAAAAAGUAAAAAUAAAGUAGAAUUUUGGUGGCUGUUCUUCUUCAUAAAGUUCUGUUUGCCACCUUUCCAUGUUCUCAAAAAUUGCAUCUGUACAUGAGGAAUGUCAAAAGUAAUAUUACAAGUGUCUUUUUUAGUGUGGCUUUAGUAUGGCUUUAUUUUAAUAUUGUACAUACAUUGUACUUUGUUUUAUGGUAAUAAUAAAAAUGUAGACUUCAUAUUUUGUACAGAAUGGUCCUAUGUACAGAAUAAAAAGUUCCUAGAAACAGCAAAAAUAGGUAAGUGGCACAAUUAUUUUUCAUUAGACAAUAUCUGUAACUUUGUUUUAGUAAAAUGUUAAGUUCAAAUGUACCUACAUAUUUUUUAACAUUUUGUAAUUCAGAUUUUGUUCUGACCUUGUUUAUGAAGAACAACCUUCAUACACCGGCCAUUUAUUAUGCUCUUUUAUCUAAUUUUAAAAUUCUAAAAAUGGUGUAUUAUAUGGACUAAAUAAAGAACAUGUGAAUUUUACUUGCUGAUCAUGAAACUAAAUUUAGCACAGAACCUUCUGGUGAGUGUGCAGAUUACCACUGGUUUAAAAAUCAUCCACAACUUUGAGACAAUAGCACAUAAGUUAAAGAAUAAAAUUGCAGUUCAGUGUUGGUGCCUUUGUGAAAGUUACAAGUAAAUUUAUGGUAAGUCUUAGAAAUAAAUCCGCAUCAAGUUCUGGUUAUUCUCUACUAUAAAUAACCUUAAUUUUUAGUGCACGGUAUCAAGUACUGCAUUAAACACACACAAUUUUUCAAAGAAUCCCUCAAACCAUCCUACAUAUAUACCAAAGAAAAAGACCUUUUAUACCACAUUAUCUUCCCUAUAAAAACUUGAAAUAAAUAUCUGUUGGAAGGAUUUCCAGCAAAGCAGCAGCAGCAAAAUUAAGGAUUCCCAGUAAGAUAGAAAAGGAGAGGACAACAUCAGAUGGUGCAAAUAGAUGCAGCAAAUACAUUUUUUUAAUCUAGAUUUUUCUUCCAGUUUACAAAUAAUAGUUCUUGGAUCAUCAGAGGAUCUUCAGUACUUCAUAAACUCGCAGUUCCCUGUGUGGUACAGUAACUCCUCACUUAACGUCCUAGUUAUGUUCUUGAAAAAUGCAAUGUUAAGUGAAUCCAAUUUCCCCAUAAGAAUUAAUGUAAGGAGGGGGGGGGUUAGAUUCCACAGAAUUUUUUUUGCAAGACAAAAGACAUAUACAUAUACUCUUAAGUGUUCUAAAUAAUUUUUAACAAUUUAAUACUGUACUCACCCAUGAUGAUUGUGAAGCUUGGUUGAGGCAGGGUGUAGUGGGGUCGGGGCGCAGGGGCUUGUCCCGUUUCACCCCCCUGCUUCCUGGCAGGAGCACCAGGCAGGCGGAACAGAGCAAGGUCUGUGCCUCCAUCCCGCUUCCCGGCAGGAGCACCAGGCAAACGGAAUGGGACAAGGCCCCGCUCCCUGACCCUGCUCUCCAGCUGGAAUGCCCGGCAGAGAAGGGCAAGCCCCCGUUCCCCAAUCUGUUCCCCAGCAGGAGCACCAGGCAGGGGAAGCCAAACAGCGUUAUAAGGAAACAUUGCAGGACUUUAAAGGAGUAUGUUCUCUAAUAGGUCAGCAACCUAAUGAAACUACAUUAACUGGGAUGACGUUAAGUGAGGAGUUACUGUAUGUAAGUGUAUACGAUAAAUCCAUGAAAAAACUAGUUCAAAUAGUGCUUUUACAGUAACAGAUUUACACACUCUCCAGGCAUCCUCCAAUCAUUUUUACAGUCAUAGUAAACAAAAACUGGAAAUAACCAGAACUUGCCGUUGGAAAUCUGCCUAAUUUCCAAAAGUAUUAACAUACAUAGUGUCUAUCUAGACCAAGGUGCAAAUAAGACCAAACAUUGCCAAUAUAAACAAUUGAUUAGUUCAGCCAAAUAUCUGGGGAGGGAGGUAUGCAUUUGUUUUUUACACAAGUCUCCAUUUUUAGUAAGAAUAGGAUGAAUAUCUGAUUUGGAUUUGAGUUGUAAACAUUUAGUAUAUUUGUGAAUUAUUGAAGAUCACGGAUAAUGCCUUUAAUUUUCAAAUACAUAGCUAAUUAAGAAAUGUCAUUCUGUUCUAUCAUAUCACAGCAUCUGGACUCUUAUUACUUUUCAUUGCUGAGUCAGGUAGAGGUUGUCUCAAGGGUAAAAAAGAUAGCUAAACGUUUUAUGUAUAUACAGUACAUUUGCAUACGCAAUUAAGUAUUUUUGUGCAUAGGUGAUUAUUUCUAAGGUUAAUGUGUUGUGGUUUGUUUUUUCAUUGUCUGAUAUAUUUGAAAAUAUGCAAGUAUUAUUUUGUAUUGGAGGUAGGGACUUCAUGUCGCAGGGUGAGGGUUUAGUUUGAGCUGGGCUCAAAUACUUGAUAGCCCAUAUCUUGCUGUUAAAAAUAAAUUCUGGUUUCUUCA
Molecule: messenger RNA, 6610 nt
Organism: Gopherus flavomarginatus (Mexican gopher tortoise)
Lineage: Eukaryota; Metazoa; Chordata; Testudines; Testudinidae
Gene: PPP2R5C
Product: protein phosphatase 2 regulatory subunit B'gamma
Biological process (GO): signal transduction; protein dephosphorylation
Cellular component (GO): protein phosphatase type 2A complex; nucleus; cytosol
Molecular function (GO): protein phosphatase activator activity
Source: RefSeq, a predicted model, not a curated record